Messenger RNA from Soboliphyme baturini, 486 nucleotides. NCBI's taxonomy places the organism in Eukaryota, Metazoa, Nematoda, Enoplea, Dioctophymatida, Soboliphymatidae. The record is from the annotation of a GenBank genome assembly.
AUGGACCAAUGUGUACACCAUUCUCCAGCCAACCAAGAACGCCUAAAGCAUUGCAUCGGCAAGGCCAAAAACGAUAUGAAGAACGACAAACGUUUGUGCACCGGCAUCCGCGAAUGUUAUAGGAGCUUCUCAAAGGAACCCGGUUGCUCUGCAGCAAUCACUCGAAUUAACUCCGCUUUAACGCAAUGCAUCAACGAGAAAACAAGAGGAAAGAUGCCAAAGUUCUUCACUCAAAUUACAAAGGAUUUCGCCAGAGGUGAAAUGGAACAAGCAUUCAAAAAAUGCCACGCUGCAGCUGGAGUGCCCUAUCCUACUAGUAAAAUGGAAAGUAUCAAAAGGAUGAUUAGAGGCAUUGCGGUAGACAUGGCGAAGCGUCGCGGAACGCCUGAUUCUGUAACCAAAUUAAUGCAUGUGAUGAACAACGUCGUACAAGACAUGACCAGCCAAUGGAUCGCUUCUUAUUCUCCUGCUUGUAUUCGAGGCUAA